This is a messenger RNA of Nylanderia fulva, 1325 nucleotides long. Its product is annotated as malectin. NCBI's taxonomy places the organism in Eukaryota, Metazoa, Arthropoda, Insecta, Hymenoptera, Formicidae. Gene Ontology annotation, molecular function: carbohydrate binding. The record is from RefSeq and is a predicted model, not a curated record. Gene Ontology annotation, cellular component: membrane.
AGAUCUAAUUUGAAAAUCACAUAUGGCCGCGUAUCAGCUGUACACGAAUAUUUUCCCGCAAGUGAAUAAUUCUUCGUUUUUGACGUCUCAUUUGGUUGCAGCACCGGAAUUAAAAGGUCAACUUAGAUUCGAUGCGAUUCCCCGUAAUAAGGAGCGUACCGAGAAGAAAAACCAAGGACGACGACGACCCGAAGGGAUCCUGAAGGACGAGUUAUGAGCACCUGGUGCUCGAGCACGAGUCUGUACUCUUACAUGGAAAUUACUCGUUCGGAACUGGAAAAGUUGCUUGCUUAUCACUGAUAGUUCUCCCCAAGUCGCGAAUGACACAUCUAGUUCGAGGCUAAAGGAUGAUGAGAAACGGCGAUAAUCCUGCGGCGAUAAUCCUGCAGUUAUCAUUACUCCUGCUCCGGACCCUGGGGUCCCACUGUCUGGAGGUGAUAUACGCGAUAAACGCCGGCGGCGAGGCGCACGCGGAUAGCUACGGGAUACACUACGCCAGGGACCCACUGAUGAGCAAGGUCGGCACCGCGUCCGAUUAUGGGAAACAGCUGAUCAUAGGACGUGUCAACAACCAGGACCAGAUCCUGUAUCAGACUGAGCGUUACCAUCACAACACCUUUGGCUACGAUGUGCCCAUCAGCCAGGAUGGCGAUUAUGUGAUGAUACUCAAGUUCUGCGAGGUCUACUUCAACUCACCCAAUAUGAAGGUCUUUGAUGUCGUACUGAACGGUGAUCAUACUGUGGUAACUGAUCUGGAUAUCUUCGAGAGGGUCGGCCGAGGAGUUGCACACGAUGAGUACGUCCCGUUUAGGGUACAGGGUGGAAAGUUGAUAUACAAUGAUGAAGAAUCGGACAUUUUAGCAGGAAAGAUAAGAGUAGAAUUUAUAAAGGGCUACAGGGACAAUCCAAAAAUAAAUGCUAUAGCUGUUGUGAAAGGCGCUCUGAAAGAUAUACCACAGUUGGGACCAAUACCGCAAGAUCCGGAAGAGUAUCACAGCAUGCAGGAGGAGGAAGAAGAGACUACUGUGCGUACACGACACACGAGUGGACCCAGGACACCGGAUCCGUACUCGAUAGAUGAUUCGUCUGUAAUGUUACCUGUUUUCGUAGCUAUUGGUGCUUUUAUCCCCUUAUUAUUCUGCCUGUGUAAAUUAUAAACGGGCGAUAAACGCACACGUGCAUAGAAAUGCUUUGUACUUAAGGGUACAACGUUGUGCCCGACUGUUUAGACUCGCUUGAAUCAUGAGAGAACGUCUAAAUAUGUAAAUAGGUAAUUAAUAAUUAAUAAUGCAUCCUUUGCGUUGCAUUGCCAGAUUUAAAGAGAA